UCCCGAGCUGAUUCCCGAUUCCUGAUUUCUUGAUCCUUGGUCCCGCCAUGGGAGCCUGAGCGACCCCUAUUCCCCCCUGGCCCCCUGCCCCCGGGGCCUUGAGGGGGAAGAGGCAGCGGUCUCAGACGAAGCCCGGGGUGACCAGACUCUAGCCCUUCUCAGCACCCCCAUCGCCCGCGCUGUUGGUCCGGGAGCGCAGAGUUCGGAGUGCCCCGGAGCGCUGCGGAUACAAAGGCGCCGGGCCGAGCCGGGCGUCAGCCGAGCCCACCCGGCGGUUCGCAGCGGCGGGAGCGUCGCUUGAUUUUCUCUGAGAUAAGCCCACCCUUCCAGCAAGAUAGAGUCCCUCAGGGUGACAGUUGAUUUCCUGAAGGUGCCUCUUGGCCUGAAGAAGCCAGUGCUGAAGGAGGUGGCUGUGGGGCCCCCCAAGAGGCCCCAGCCUGCGGCCCUGGAGCGCUACAAGGCGCGGCGUUCAGACGCCAUGGACACCGAGUCCCAGUACUCGGGCUAUUCCUACAAGUCGGGCCACUCCCGCAGCUCCCGCAAGCACAGGGAUCGCCGGGACCGACACCGUUCUAAGAGCCGAGAUGGGAGCCGUGGGGACAAGUCGGUGACAAUCCAGGCUCCAGGGGAGCCCUUGCUGGACAAUGAGUCCACACGAGGGGAUGAGCGGGACGACAACUGGGGGGAAACGACGACGGUAGUGACUGGCACCUCAGAGCACAGCAUCUCCCACGAUGACCUCACACGCAUCGCCAAGGACAUGGAGGACAGCGUCCCGCUGGACUGCUCGCGUCACCUGGGCGUGGCAGCGGGGGCCACUCUGGCGCUGCUGUCUUUCCUUACGCCACUGGCCUUCCUGCUGCUGCCCCAUUUGCUGUGGCGGGAGGAGCUGGAGCCGUGCGGGACGGCCUGCGAGGGCCUCUUCAUCUCCGUGGCCUUCAAGCUGCUCAUCCUGCUGCUGGGCAGCUGGGCCCUGUUCUUCCGCCGGCCCAAGGCCUCACUGCCCCGCGUCUUUGUGCUGCGCGCGCUGCUCAUGGUGCUGGUCUUCCUGCUGGUGGUCUCCUACUGGCUCUUCUACGGCGUGCGCAUCCUGGACGCCCGCGAGCGGAGCUACCAGGGCGUGGUGCAGUUCGCCGUAUCGCUGGUGGACGCCCUCCUCUUCGUGCACUAUCUGGCCGUGGUCCUGCUGGAGCUGCGCCAGCUCCAGCCUCAGUUCACGCUCAAGGUCGUGCGCUCCACCGACGGGGCCAGCCGCUUCUACAACGUGGGCCAUCUCAGCAUCCAGCGCGUGGCAGUGUGGAUCCUGGAGAAGUAUUACCAUGACUUCCCUGUCUACAACCCUGCCCUCCUCAACCUGCCCAAGUCCGUCCUGGCCAAGAAAGUGUCUGGCUUCAAGGUGUACUCCCUCGGAGAGGAAAACAGCACCAACAACUCCACGGGCCAGUCACGGGCUGUGAUUGCUGCGGCAGCCCGGAGGCGGGACAACAGUCACAAUGAGUACUACUACGAGGAGGCUGAGCACGAGCGGAGGGUGCGAAAGAGGAGGGCCAGGCUCGUGGUGGCAGUGGAGGAGGCCUUCACUCACAUUAAGCGGCUGCAGGAAGAGGAGCAGAAGAAUCCCAGAGAGGUGAUGGACCCCCGGGAGGCUGCCCAGGCCAUCUUCGCAUCCAUGGCCCGUGCCAUGCAGAAGUAUCUUCGGACCACGAAGCAGCAGCCUUACCACACCAUGGAGAGCAUCUUGCAACACCUUGAAUUCUGCAUCACGCAUGACAUGACACCCAAGGCUUUCCUGGAGCGUUACCUGGCAGCUGGACCCACCAUUCAGUAUCACAAGGAACGCUGGCUGGCUAAACAGUGGACACUGGUGAGCGAGGAACCAGUGACCAAUGGGCUCAAGGAUGGCAUCGUUUUCCUCUUAAAACGCCAGGACUUCAGCCUGGUGGUCAGCACCAAGAAGGUCCCAUUCUUCAAACUCUCCGAGGAAUUUGUGGAUCCCAAGUCUCACAAGUUUGUCAUGAGGCUGCAGUCUGAGACCUCAGUGUGACUGUGCAACAGCAGGGGGAGUGGGAGACCCUGGGGGCUCCCAAGGGAGCAGGAGGGGCACAGUUCUCAGGCCCAGCCGCAUUCCUGCCACUCUUCUUCCUCCUGCUCUUGGGUUUUGUUUUUUUUUUACUUGAAUUAACUUACUCCUACCCUCACCCUGUCUCCUCCCUCUUACUGUUUUACCCCAAGUGAACCUGGAGAGACCAUCCUGCUGUGAACAGUACCUGGGAACCUCCUGCCCGCCCACCCCUCCCCCCCAAUUUCUGUGUCAUUCUGGGCCCUGCAAGGAUCAGUCCUGUCUCCCUUUCCUUCCACUUGCCUCUUCCGGAUGGCAGUCUUUUCUGGAAGGGCACAGGGACCCGCUGCUUAUAUCUCCCCCCAUGGGCACCCAUUCACAAACCCAAGUUCUUGUAGCAGGUCUCUCCCAGGCCCCCAACAGGGUUUCUCUGGGGGCACAGAUGUGACUCCAGAUAGCACAGUGCCAAACCCCUCCAGGGCAGCAGUUGCCGCCCUGCCUCUCCCCACAACAGAACAAAUCCUGAGUUCUGGGGCAAGGAUACUCCUGCUGUGUGGCUGAGUUAGGAAUCUCUUCUGAUUCCUAACUGAUUCAAACAACUCCUUGCCAGGGUUGUUUGCUUCCAGCUGGUAGAGCCUCCCUCCCCCAGCCACACAUAUUUAGAGCAAGGGAAGAUCCUGUCCUUUUUCCAGAAGUCUCCACCUUCCUUCUGAGUUGCAGGGUCACAUGAUCAUAGGAAGAUUGAGGUGGAAAGAUUCAUAACCACCGUUCCUGGGCCUUAGGGGAAGGUACCUUUCUUCCAAUGUGUCUUUCUGAGGCAGCCCCUGAAGGAAAGGGCAGAAUAAAUCACUGAGGUUUUGGAAAGACUCGUCACUGAUCCCUGCCCUCUGACCUACCCACCCCUUUGUUCCUGCCCUCCCCAGUGAAGGAUGGCAUGCAGACUCCCGUGCAGACUUAGUGGCUUGUAGACCCUGACCCAGCCCCUGUGCUCUUAGAUAAGUGUUUUCAUCCUUCACCAGCCACCCCGUCACGCUGUUUUCUCUUGACUCCAGAGACCUGUUGCCUCAUCUCUUGGGGAAGAGCCAGCAGCUCCUCCUCACCCCCUGCCUUAAGUCCAGUUCUUUGCCUCAGGGGUCUCUUUUCCUUGGCCUUCCAGUGUCCCCUCCCCUUCUCUCCCUGCCUGAUUCUCUGCUCUGGGCUCCCUCUGUGUUCGGGUGAGUGACCAGGAUAACUGCCUUUUGUGGGUACUUAGCCUCUCACUCUAUUUGAGCUUCCAUAGUCUUUGCAUCAGAUUUAAAAUCUUGAUAAUUUAGAUCUCAUUUUCAGCAAAAUUUUCUGGCCCUGUAAUACAUUUCAGUGUAAAUCUGAGCUUUUAAAUCGGACACCUUUAAAUUAUGUCAUUUUUCCCAAGGAGGCUAGAAAUAGGAAGCACAUGCCCUAGGCCAGUCCUCUAAAUAACUUGGUGUCCUUUAUUGGCCUUUUUUCCCCCUGGAAAACUCAAUGGUACUUGCCUUGCAGAGCAGAGCACAUCCUGGGAUAAGGUUCCAUGCUCUCCGCCUGGGAAACCUCUUCUCUGUGUAGUGGCAGCCCUUUCUUCUGCUGUCCUUUCAGAAAAGGCACAACAGUCUACCCCCUCCUCCCCCAUUUGCUAGAGAGAGACUCAUCAGCCAGUGCUCACUCUGGGGACAAGCUGGGGGUUUUGGGAUAAGCUUAUGUGAAAUACGUCCUGUCCUGGGAGCCUGGGAAGGUAUCUUUUCUUCUCUUCAAAAACCUGGUUUCAGAGGAGUCCCUUCUGGGUCACAUAAAUACCUCACUAUCUUGGAUGGUGAUUGGGUCAUUGCCUUUGGGGGCAGGAUGGGGUGUGGUGGUGUGGUGUGAGGAGCAGGUUGGGGUGGGGAGAGGGAAAGUAUUUGGGAUCUCAGUUGCUACCCUAGAUGAGGGGCUGGGGGAAUGUUUAUUUUAAGAACCUGCCAUGUUUUUAAUCACUGUGAUUUUUUCAUUAUCUUUCCCUAAAAAGAAAAAGAAUCUCCCUCCUCCCCCAACUCUCUAAGCACUAAGCAUUCUCUGUGACUGAGAAUGAUAGCAUUUUGGUCCUUUGCAUCAGAACUGUGGUAUCUUUGUCUUUGAUUAUUAUUAUUAUUUUUGUUUUUGAAACGUCAGGAUGGAUUGCCAAACGUAUGGCUGUGUGUCUGCCUUUGCUUCUCCUCCAUGGGAAGUUGUCUCCAUGCUGUGAACUGCUGUGGGCCUGCCGCUGACUCGGUUGCUCCGAGCAGUUUCCCCAUUCUGCCUGCCCUCCCAUGCGGGAUCUGCCCAUUCUCCGGCUGCGGGGUGUGCCCACCAGUUGGCCCCCCCACCCCAUCACCACAGGGGUACCGUGGCUGGACCUCUCCAGUGCUCUUUUCUGUCACUCAUGGCCUCCUAGCUCAUGCCUGCUGUGCCUACUAGGCUUCCCUUUUCAUCACCUCAAAUGCUUGCCCUCCUUCCCACCACAUCAGGACACUGUGCCUCAGUCCUUCACCUACCUCGCCACUUUGCCGCUAUCCCCACUGGUCUCUUUCUCCUAACUGAGUCUUUGUGCUCUCUCUGUUUAUUCUUAUUUCCCUCUAGUCUCUCACUUUUUCUUCCCAUCCCACUCCAUUUUCGGCCCUUAAUCUUUCACUUCCCCAACCUGCUCAGUAUUCUCCUUGCAACCCUGAUGCACCUGUGAUGAGAGAGCGGAGUCCCUGGAACGUCUCAUCUGCAACAUCUGUUUCCCAGGGUUUGCUCUUCUCUCUGCCUCCGUUAGGCCCAGACAAGCCCUGUUGUCCCUUUGUGGUGUCUGUCUGUCUUCUCUUUCCUCUGCCCUUCCCAUGGGCAGAAUCUGCUGAUGGACUCAGUUCUGGUGUGUGAUUGUCGUGACUUGUUCUGUGCGCAAAAGGAAGAGGGCUUUAUGGGUCCUUUCCAAGUGAGAUUGUAAAUGUAGACUCUUCCACCGUUGGAUCUAGAUUUUUUUUUCUUUUUUGGGGGGGUUACAGAGCUGAGACCUUGUGCAUGCCUGUAGAAAAUUGUAAAAUGUAAAUUUUUUUUAAUAUAUAAAAAGCUUGUUUUUACAGUUUGCAGUGGAUCUAAACAUUAUGGCAAUUUUAGGCAUUUUUUUCUUAAACAUAGGAACUAAAACUGUACAAAUUUUUUUUAUAUAAAAUAAAGACAUUUGACUUUU
This is a messenger RNA of Nycticebus coucang (slow loris), 5258 nucleotides long. It is a transcript of the gene VANGL2, whose product is annotated as VANGL planar cell polarity protein 2. The coding region runs from base 479 to 2044 and encodes 521 amino acids. Lineage: Eukaryota; Metazoa; Chordata; Mammalia; Primates; Lorisidae. The transcript has 8 exons. The record is from RefSeq and is a predicted model, not a curated record. Gene Ontology annotation, cellular component: plasma membrane. Gene Ontology annotation, biological process: multicellular organism development; establishment of planar polarity; Wnt signaling pathway, planar cell polarity pathway.